UUCAUCCACAUUCUUCUUCUCCUCCUUCACCAAAACCCUAUUAUUAUUAUUAUUAUUACCAACAAAAAACAAGAAUCUUGAAAAAUGUCUCUCACAACCAUAAAACUUUUAGGAAUCACUCCUUCCAAUUCACAUUUCAAUCUCAAAAACAAAACCCACAAAAAUCUCACAUUUUUAACAACACCCAUUUACCAUUUCAACAAAUUAGCCACUAAAAAUCCAAUCUUUUUACAUACCCACAACAAAACGAUGUCGUUUCAUGUGAUCAAAAGUUCUCUGAUUGAACCAGAUGGUGGGGUUCUUGUUGAUCUGAUUGUUUCAGAGAAUAAAAAGGAAUUGAAAACUUUGGAAGCUGAAACAAUGGUGAAAGUGAGUUUGACAAAAAUUGAUUUGGAAUGGGUUCAUGUUAUUAGUGAAGGAUGGGCUAGUCCAUUAAAAGGGUUUAUGAGAGAAAAUGAGUAUUUGCAAAGUUUGCAUUUUAAUUCGUUACGUAUCGAAAAUGGGAGUAUAGUUAAUAUGUCAUUACCAAUUGUUUUAGCUAUUGAUGAUGAGACUAAAGAUAGGAUUGGAAGUGCUAAUGAUGUUGCUUUGGUUGGCCCUGAUCAAAACAUAGUUGCUAUUUUAAGAAGCAUUGAGAUAUACAAACAUAAUAAAGAAGAAAGGAUUGCUAGAACGUGGGGAACCACGGCUCCUGGAUUGCCUUAUGUUGAGGAAGUAAUAUCGUCGGCCGGGGAUUGGCUUAUUGGUGGAGAUUUAGAAGUGUUGUCUCCUAUUAAAUACAAUGAUGGUCUUGAUAAUUAUAGGCUUUCUCCCAAGCAACUUCGUGAAGAAUUUGACAAACGUCAAGCGGAUGCUGUAUUUGCUUUUCAAUUAAGGAACCCUGUGCAUAAUGGACAUGCGUUGUUAAUGAAUGACACACGCAGAAGACUUUUGGAUAUGGGUUACAAGAAUCCCAUUCUUUUGCUUCAUCCUUUAGGAGGUUAUACUAAAGCCGAUGAUGUGCCAUUGGAUGUUCGCAUGCAACAACAUAGCAAGGUUUUAGAAGAUGGUGUACUUGACCCCGAGACUACGAUUGUGUCCAUAUUUCCAUCACCAAUGCAUUAUGCAGGACCCACCGAAGUUCAAUGGCAUGCCAAGGCACGGAUAAACGCUGGUGCUAAUUUCUAUAUUGUAGGUCGUGACCCUGCUGGAAUGGGUCAUCCUACGGAAAAACGAGACUUGUAUGAUCCAGAUCAUGGCAAAAAGGUGUUAAGCAUGGCCCCAGGCUUGGAAAAGUUGAAUAUUUUGCCAUUUAGGGUGGCAGCAUACGACACAGUAGCUAAAAAGAUGGCUUUCUUUGACCCUUCACGUGCUAAAGAUUUUCUCUUUAUCUCUGGUACCAAGAUGCGAACGUUUGCUAGAACAGGGGAGAGCCCACCAAAUGGUUUUAUGUGUCCUGGAGGAUGGGACGUUCUUGUAAAAUAUUAUGCUAGCUUGCAAGCUGAAGAAGCUACUCCGGCAGCAGUAUCUGUCUAAACUCUAGAGAUAUUUCAUUUAUGGCAGAGUCGAAAAUGACUCCAUUCAGCCAUUCUGGCUUGUGCACAACGUUAUUUCGUUGUGGUUAAUUUUAUUGUCAAUUUUGUUAUAAGCUGGAGACUUGCAUGUUUAUGUAUUCUUUCCGUUAGUUUCGCUAACUAGGUUGUAUUGAUUCGUUUUAUAGCAAACUUAUAAUAUUUGUCGCGGUGUUGGGCAUACCAGUUCUGUUUUUAAUAUAAAUCACAUGUGAUUUAACACUAAUAUAAUAGUUUCAACUUUCAUGUCA
Erigeron canadensis is the source of this 1801-nucleotide messenger RNA. Its product is annotated as ATP sulfurylase 2. Gene Ontology annotation, molecular function: adenylylsulfate kinase activity; sulfate adenylyltransferase (ATP) activity. Bases 85 to 1515 code for a protein of 476 amino acids. The record is from RefSeq and is a predicted model, not a curated record. Gene Ontology annotation, biological process: sulfate assimilation. Lineage: Eukaryota; Viridiplantae; Streptophyta; Magnoliopsida; Asterales; Asteraceae. The transcript is spliced from 5 exons.